Messenger RNA from Cynocephalus volans (Philippine flying lemur), 1470 nucleotides. It is a transcript of the gene FOXG1, whose product is annotated as forkhead box G1. Bases 1 to 1470 code for a protein of 489 amino acids. The record is from RefSeq and is a predicted model, not a curated record. Lineage: Eukaryota; Metazoa; Chordata; Mammalia; Dermoptera; Cynocephalidae. Gene Ontology annotation, molecular function: DNA-binding transcription factor activity; sequence-specific double-stranded DNA binding. The transcript has a single exon. Gene Ontology annotation, biological process: regulation of transcription by RNA polymerase II. Gene Ontology annotation, cellular component: nucleus.
AUGCUGGACAUGGGAGAUAGGAAAGAGGUGAAAAUGAUCCCCAAGUCCUCGUUCAGCAUCAACAGCCUGGUGCCCGAGGCCGUCCAGAACGACAACCACCACGCGAGCCACGGCCACCACAACAGCCACCACCCCCAGCACCACCACCACCACCACCACCAUCACCACCACCCGCCGCCGCCCGCCCCGCAACCGCCGCCGCCGCCGCAGCAGCAGCCGCCGCCGCCGCCGCCCUCGGCACCGCAGGCCCCCCAGGCGCGGGGCGCCCCGGCCGCCGACGAAGACAAGGGCCCCCAGCAACUGCUGCUCCCGCCGCCGCCGCCGCCGCCGCCACCGGCCGCUGCCCUGGACGGGGCCAAAGCGGACGGGCUGGGCGGCAAGGGCGAGCCAGGCGGCGGGCCCGGGGAGCUGGCGCCCGUCGGGCCGGACGAGAAGGAGAAAGGCGCUGGUGCCGGGGGGGAGGAGAAGAAGGGGGCGGGCGAGGGCGGCAAGGACGGGGAGGGGGGCAAGGAGGGCGAGAAGAAGAACGGCAAGUACGAGAAGCCGCCCUUCAGCUACAACGCGCUCAUCAUGAUGGCCAUCCGGCAGAGCCCCGAGAAGCGCCUCACGCUCAACGGCAUCUACGAGUUCAUCAUGAAGAACUUCCCCUACUACCGCGAGAACAAGCAGGGCUGGCAGAACUCCAUCCGCCACAACCUGUCCCUCAACAAGUGCUUCGUGAAGGUGCCGCGCCACUACGACGACCCGGGCAAGGGCAACUACUGGAUGCUGGACCCGUCGAGCGACGACGUGUUCAUCGGCGGCACCACGGGCAAGCUGCGGCGCCGCUCCACCACGUCGCGGGCCAAGCUGGCCUUCAAGCGCGGGGCGCGCCUCACCUCCACCGGCCUCACCUUCAUGGACCGCGCCGGCUCCCUCUACUGGCCCAUGUCGCCCUUCCUGUCCCUGCACCACCCCCGCGCCAGCAGCACUUUGAGUUACAAUGGUACCACGUCGGCCUACCCCAGCCACCCCAUGCCCUACAGCUCCGUGUUGACUCAGAACUCGCUGGGCAACAACCACUCCUUCUCCACGGCCAACGGCCUGAGCGUGGACCGGCUGGUCAACGGGGAGAUCCCGUACGCCACGCACCACCUCACGGCCGCUGCGCUCGCCGCCUCGGUGCCCUGCGGCCUGUCGGUGCCCUGCUCCGGGACCUACUCCCUCAACCCCUGCUCGGUCAACCUGCUCGCGGGCCAGACCAGUUACUUUUUCCCCCACGUCCCGCACCCGUCAAUGACUUCGCAGAGCAGCACGUCCAUGAGCGCCCGGGCCGCGUCCUCCUCCACGUCGCCGCAAGCCCCCUCGACCCUGCCCUGUGAGUCUUUAAGACCCUCUUUGCCAAGUUUUACGACGGGACUGUCCGGGGGACUGUCUGAUUAUUUCACACAUCAAAAUCAGGGGUCUUCUUCCAACCCUUUAAUACAUUAA